Molecule: messenger RNA, 6008 nt
Organism: Microplitis mediator
Lineage: Eukaryota; Metazoa; Arthropoda; Insecta; Hymenoptera; Braconidae
Product: probable serine/threonine-protein kinase ndrD
Exons: 14
Coding region: 56-4978 (1640 amino acids)
Source: RefSeq, a predicted model, not a curated record
UCGAUUGCUAAAUAACAAUCUACCCAAAGUACAAUUAACAAGAUUAAACAGCGUUAUGUUUGAACAAAAUAAUUUAAUUGAUUCGAAUAAUAAUAAUAAUUUAGACAAUGAUCUUGAUAAAAAUUCAACAAAUGCUGAUAAAAAAAAUCCAGUUCAUGAUGACAAAAAAAGUAUACUAAAUACUCGGAACAAUUUUUCUGAUUAUGAAUCCAAAAUCGAUGUAGCAAGUGCUAAUAACAAUCAAUCAUGUGACGAAGAUGAAAAGCUUUGCUCGAUGAAAAUGGCUAUUUCUUUGGGUGAAACACAUGCUCUGGUACACACUUUAGAGAAUUCAUCGAUAAGCUUAGCAACACAAAGUGGAUCUUUUGCCGUAAUUGAAAAUAUUGAAAAAAAUAAUACUGAUUAUUCCAUAAAUAAUGAAAAUAAAAGUACCGAUAAAAAUAAUCUAAAUGACGAAAAUGUUGAGUUUUGUUUGACGAACAAAAAGUUGAUAGACACGGCUAUUUUUCCGGACCAAACAUCUACUCUAAAAGAGACUUUAGAGAAUCCAUCAAUCAGUUCGAUAGUACCAAUAAAAUUUUCUGCCUCAAUUGAAAUUACAAAAAAAAUAAGUGAUGAUUACACCACUGAUAAUGAAAAUACCAAUAUUGACACACAUAAUUCGAAUAGUAAAAAUGAAAAGAUUUGUCUGCCAAACGAAAAGUUGAUGGAAAUGGCUGCUUCUUUUGGUCAAACCCCUGCUCUGGUACAUACUUCAGAGAAUCCAUCAAUCAGUUCGAUAGUACCAAUAGAAUCUUCUGCCUCAAUUGAAAUUACAACAAAAAUAAGUGAUGAUUACACCAUUGAUAAUAAAAAUACCAAUAUUGAUACACAUAAUUCGAAUAGUAAAAAUGAAAACGUUUGUCUGCCAAACGAAAAGUUAAUGGACAUGGCUGCUUCUUUUGGUCAAACCCCUGCUCUGGUACAUACUUCAGAGAAUCCAUCAAUCAGUUCGAUAGUACCAAUAGAAUCUUCUACCUCAAUUGAAAUUACAACAAAAAUAAGUGAUGAUUACACCAUUGAUAAUGAAAAUAAAAAUAUUGAUACACAUAAUUCGAAUAGUAAAAAUGAAAAGAUUUGCCUGCCAAACAAAAAUUUAAUGGAAAUGACUAUUUCUUUGGGUCAAACACCUGCUCUGGUACACAUUUCACACGAUUCAUCGAAUAGCUUGACAACCGUAAUUGAAUCUUCUUCCUUGAUUAAAAAUACGGAUUAUACCAUAGAUAAUGUAAAUGAAAGGACCGAUAAAAAUAAUAUAAAUGAGAAAGACAGUGAGUUUGGUUUGACGAACGAAAAUUUGAUAGAAACGGCUACUGCUUCGGACCCAACACCUACUCUAGUACACAUUUCACAGGAUUCAUCGAAUGGCUUGACAACCGUAAUUGAAUCUUCUGCCUUGAUAAAAAAUACGGAUUAUACCAUAGAUAAUGAAAAUGAAAGGACCGAUAAAAGUAAUAUAAAUGAGAAAGACAGUGAGUUUUGUUUGACGAACGAAAAUUUGAUAGAAACGGCUACUGCUUUGGACCAAACAUCUACUCUGUUACACAUUUCACAGAAUCCAUUUGUAAAUGUGAAAAUGCCAGUAGAAUCUUCUGACUCAAUUGAAAUUACACAAAAAAUAAAUAAAGAUUACACUAUUGAUAAUAAAAAUGAAAUUUCCGAUAAACAUGAUUCAAAUUGUAAAAAUGGAGAAAUUUGCCUGGCAAACGAAAAGUUAAUAGAAAUGGCUAUUCCUUUGGAUCAAACAUCAAUUCUAGCACACACUUUACAGACUCCAUCAAAAAAUUUGACCAACUCAACCGAAUCUACUGCUUUCUUUAAAAUAAUAGGAGAAGGGAAUCAGGAUUAUCCCAUUAAUAAUGAAGAUAAAAAUGCAUACAAAUUAAAACAGUCGAUUGAUACGCAUGACAUUAAGAUUCAUAAUUUCGAAGAAAGUGUUCUGGUACAAUGCAAACCAACAAAUUUAUCAACAGAAAUUUCGGAUUUCCCAAAUAACGUGAUACUAGUAGAAAAGAGUGACAUAGCUGCCAACACUGUUGAUCAUGAUAUAAGCAUUGAUUCUGAAGCGUUUGGGAAUGAACAAAGAGAAACGAAUAACUUCGAUGACGUUUUUAAUGCUGAAUGUGCCGCCGAUAUUCGAAACAAUCAAUCGUUGUUUUCACAUGUGACCAUUACACAAGAAGACAAUUUAAUAGAGUUGGCAAUUUUACCAACGGAUUCAAUAGAGAUUCAAAAUUUAUACGCUGAUGAAAGUGAUCUUUUCAUUUAUGAUACAAAUACUGAGAUUUCUGAUAGGUUAGAACACAUUUUAUCGGCACAAUUAGAAAGCAGAACCAUCGAAAUAGUUAGAGAUGACUCUGGAAUUACAGAUGGACUUGAUUUAUCUACUUUUCCGCAAGUGACUUGCAAGAAUAAACCAUUUAUUCUAGAUACCUCUGCGUUAACUUCAUCUUCUUGUGAUUUUCGAGAAGCGGAUGAUUUAAAAGACGAAACUUUCGAUCCCUCCAAAAUACAGCAUUCUUCAACUCUCUUACAAGAUGAAACAGAAGAAUUCGUUUCUGACAGUAGUACAAAUUGUAUCCAUACAGUCUCUAACGUACAAGAAAAUUAUCAAAUAAUUGACUCUACUAGUGAAAACAAUAAAACUGAAAAUGAAAAUAAAGAUGUAGAGAACAAAAGAUGCAAUGAAAACUUACAAGAUACAUCUGACACCCCAACUUUCGUUAAUUCUCUUUCAGCAUUACGGAAAAUUCCUUUUGCACGAGUAGGAUCAUGUGACAAUUCAGAGAUAGAGGUUUUACCUAACACCACUCCUCGAUGGCAAAAAAAAUAUGCAUGCAUGUAUUGUCACAAAAAAGUUGUGAAAUUACCUCGCCACCUCGAAACAGUACAUAAAGUAUUCGAAGAUGUGAAAAAGCUCAAAGACAUUGGGAAAGGUACUAAAGAACGUAAAGAUGUUUUAAAAAUUUUUAGAAAUAAUGGUUCUUUUAUGCAUAAUACGAAUAAAAUUUACAAUGAUGGUACACUACUUGUGCCUCGCCGACCAAAUACGAUAAGAAAAGCUACUGAAUAUACUACGUGCCCCAAUUGUUUGCUCACAGUUACUAUAUCUAAUUCACGAAAGCAUAUUUCGAAAUGCAUUGAUCCCAAAAUAAAGGGAUCACGUACUUACAAAAUUCUUGGAACUACUGUCGAAGGGAGAUUACAUUCUACUGCUAGUGAUACGUUACGUCUUGUAAUUUUUCCCGUACUUAAAGAGGACGAAAUCGUCCGUUUGAUACGUUAUGACUGGUUAAUAAUUUUGUAUGGGAAUAAAUUGUGUCUGAAGUACGGUCCCAAUCAUUUUCAGCACAAUAUGGUCCGAGCAAGAUUACGCUUGAUGGGCCGUUUUUUACAGGCGGCUAAACAAUUAAACUCUAAUAUUACGGAGCUUGCUCAACUAUUUAAUCCUAAAUUUGUUGAUUUAGUAGUAGAUGCAAUAGCACUUGUUGCUAGGAUUAACCGCAUUAAAAAUUCCUGCGAAGCACCUGCGGUAGCGGAAAAUUUAGUGACGUACAUUAAGCAAAUAGGAUUACUACUAGAAGCUGAAUACGUGAAAAGACAAGAUGAAGAAUCAUUAAAACAAGUAAUAAAUUUUUCUAAAGUUUAUAAGACAGAAGCUCCAGACUCCAUUAAUAAGAUCGCAAUGGAAGCUCAAGCCAAAUUCAAACGACAAAAAGUUGUAGUGUUACCAAUGACUGAUGAUAUUAAAAAAUUAGUUUCGUACCUAAGAAAGGAAAGGAACCGAUGUUUUGGUAUUUUGAAAGAAAAAUUUGUAUUUUCUGAAUGGUUGAAUGGUUUGAAAUUAGUAGCUGUUUACCUUCUGGUUUUCAACCGCCGGCGAGUUGGAGACAUUCAAAAUAUUCUAACGAGUGAUUUAGAUAAAUUAGAAAGCAUUGAUGCAGGAGCUGAUAAAGAAGAGUUUAAUAAACUAGAUGAUGUUGGGAAAAAAAUUGCCACUAAAUUUUAUCGUUUUGAAGUAAGAGGAAAAUUAAAUCGCAUCGUUGCUGUAAUUGCAAAAGCUGACUUAAUUGAAGAGUUGAAAUUAUUACGUGCUUACCGUAGUCAAGCAAAAGUUCCAGUACACAAUGAAUUUUUAUUCGGCUUACCAAACCCUAUAACUGAUCGUAUCCGAGUGUUGAAUCUAUGUAAAGAGAUGAGGAUAAUUUCAGAAUUGUGUGGAGCUGAAAAACCACAGUUAUUGCGUGGGACUGGUCUUCGCAAACAUGUGGCAACUAAAUGUGUCGAACUCGAUUUAACUGAAACUGCUCUUUCCGACGUUAUCGGACAUUUAGGGCACUCUGAUAAAAUCCAUCGGGAAAUUUAUCGUCAGCCUCUUAAAUCUAAAACGAUUGUACAGGUUACAAAAGUUCUUGAAGCAGCCAGAGGUAAUGAUGACGAUGUUGGUGCUGAUGAUGAUGACGAAGAUGAUCAGAGUGAAUACAGUGAAAUCCCUAUCAGUGCAGAAAGUGAUAUUAAUGAAAUUAAUAAUCAAUCACUUUGUGAAACAAAAAAUGUUGAGUCGUCAUUUAGCGAGUCCGUACCGUCAACCUCUAGUGAUAUUACCUAUGGGAAACCAUGUGAAAAUUUAUCUUCAAGCCCAGCUACAAACAAACCGAUUAAACGUUAUUUGUGGUCUGCCACAGAAAAAAAUAUAAUAUGUUCUGAAUUCAAAAAAUAUUUGGAAUCCAGAACUUUGCCAUCUUUUGCAGUUAUCGAUGAGCUUAAAAAAAGAUACCCAUGUUUGGAAAAUCGCUCACGUCAAUCGAUUAAAACAUGGGUGUCUAAUCAAUUUAAAGUGCCAUCAAAGUCAAGUACUAAAUUAAGAGUUAUAUCUAAUCAAGCAGUUAAUAUUGACUUAGCUAAAUUUAAAAAUACAAAAUCUCAAGAUAUCCCAUAAAAUAUUAGGUAUAUCAUAAAGUACGUCGAAUAUAUUUAUUAGGGUGCUUCAAAAAAAACUUUAGUUUUUUUUUUUUGCUCUUACCCCAUAAAACGUUAGUGGUUGCCGAGAAAAAAAUUCUCCCAAACGAUGGGCUCUCUAGCUCAACUCUAAGAGGUCGCUAUUUUAAUUUUAAUUUCCCAUCUGAUUAACACGUAAAAAUUUAUUUUUUCAUUCAAAGUGUAAUUACUCGUACACUGCUCAAUAUUUUUCAAAUUUAUACAUAAACCUUUAAAGCUGAGUCCUCAAGCUUUCCAAAAGUCUAUGGCAAGUCAUAAUUACCAUUAUUCAAAUGUCAAUUGAAGCUAUCUGAAAAGUAUCGAUUUUGUAUUUCAAAAUGAAAUUGUUAAUUUUCGAUUUUUUUUUGCUAGCUUCAAUUAGGGAUAGUUAUGACUUGUCAUAGGAUUUUGGAAAGCUUGAAAAAUCAACUUUGAAGAUUUAUGUAUAGAUUUGAAAAAUAUUGAGCAGCUUAUGAGUAAUUACACUUUGAAUGAAAAAAUAAAUUUUUACAUGUUAAUCAGAUCGGAAAUUAAAAUUAAAAUAGCGACUUCUUAGAGUUGAGCUAGAGAGCCCAUCUUUUGGAAAGAUUUUUUUCUCGGCAACCACUAACGUUUCAGGGGGUAAGAGCGAAAAAAAAAACUUAAAGUUUUUUUUUGAAGCACCCUAAUAUUUAUCCAAAACAAUUUUAUACUUAUAGUUUAACAGAGCUGAUAGACUUUUAAUAUUCUAGUCGGCAUCAAUAUUAUAAGAAAAAAGUUAAACUUAUUAUUUAUCUACUUAAAUAUAGAAUAUUUUUAUUUAUUACUUUUUUUUUUAGUUUAUAAGACGUAUUCAUUACAAAAUAAUUUAUAUGGUAACAAAAUGUUAUCUUAUUUCAGAGAAAAAGUUUUGUAAUUGUUCAUUUCCAGAAUAAUUUUACUCAAUAACAUUUACGAUUAUUAUAGUUAUAUUUCGUAAAAUUAACAUGAAUAUCAAAACUUACUUCCUACUA